UCAAAAUGAUCCAGACUUUUAUUUACAUUUUGUUUUUAUUUCCCUUUUGAUCAUUUUGAUAUUUAAAAUUGAGGUAUUUUAGUUAACUUUCAAAUUAUAACUAGGUUGUCCCUGGCCUGCAGCUCUGAAGUCCGGCUAGUGAGGAUAGGCUUUGUAAAUUGUAAACUCCUCGCGUUUGUUUCGACUGCUUGGAAAAGGGGGCAGCUGUUUGUGUGUGUUGUGUUUGUUCUAUUGGUGUUGGUGACAGUCUCCUGAAAACAUUCGUUACAAUGAAACUGGCAAACCUUUCGUAAUUGUGCGUCUUAUAGUCCAUGAUAGCACUUAGUUUUUAUUCGUCGCGGGUGAUGUCCCAUUAUGUGGAAUUACGUGUCUGAGAAAACUAUCGGAGUGGCUAUCAGCCACUUAGACGGAGCUUCUAUACCUCACGGAUUGACGUUGCAGCUGGGCGACCUAGUGGAAAUCACCCAGAUAUGUGAAGAUUGGUACCUGGGCGUGAAUCUGCGCACCCCUAGCCUGCAGGGAAUUUUCCCGUGUUCCUACGUUCAAGUACGACCUACAUCUGAUCAGGAAAGGUGUUGGCAUUACGACGAUCCAGUAGUCGAAGAAGCCACUAACGUGUUGCGAGAAUGGGGCGUUAUCUGGAACCGAUCGUUCGUGAGACGUCAGAGAGAGCAAUGCACGAUGCUCCGAUCGGCCAUUUUAGACCUGAUGGACUGGCGUCUUCAGCUGAUGACCGGCACCUUCACGCUGGAUCAUCUCCGCGAUUUGCGGCUACGCAUCACAUCUCAUAUUGACUCUGGCAACAGGAAACUCGGACUCGACUUGGUGCCGCGGAUCGACGAACGCAUCGUCGGACCCGAUACCCUUGGAGUGUAUCAACUCUACAACGUGCAUGUGACCAGUGCCGAAAAGAACCGCAGUGCUACGUGGAAUUCCACUCUGCCGGCCAGAGGUGGCAAGAAUGCGGAAUCGCGUCCGGCAACUCAUCACUUGUACCUGUCGAUGCGUCACUUUGGCUGCUCGCUCGGCGAAGAUGCCGAAGUGUAUUUCGUCCUGUACGACAUGCAACAUUCGCGCUACGUGAGCGAAAAGUUUCUAGUCAAGGUUCUUAAAGAGGGAUUCUCCAGCUACAUCGGCAAAGCCAACAACAGCGCCACGCUCUUUACGGAACUGGGCAGCGCCGAUUUGAAAAAGGAUUUAUAUCUGGUGGUCCAAGUCGUCCGACUCGGCCGGCUGCUUUACACCGAGUCGUCGAAAAAACCGCUCAAUCAGACGUACCGACGUCCUCACGCCGUCGCCGUCUUGCCUCUGGCCGAGUUGCUGGCCGACGCCAACGGCCUCGGCGCCGAAGACGAAGAAGAGCGUGAAUAUCCCCUGAAAUUGUAUCAAAGCGACGAGAAGGAUUACGGUCUGUGGCAACACGAAUUGGUAGCCAAGAAAUCCACCAGUAAAUUCAGCCUCCUUUCCGGACAAAUUUCUCAAGGUGUGGUGGUUUCCCUGCGACUGUUGCGUGGCGAAUUGGCCGCCUUGCGUCACGAGUACAUCCACCUGUUGAAAAACAUAGCUUUGACUCAGAAGCUGGGCUUUCCCGACGUCAUCAUGCCCGGUGACGUCAGGAACGAUUUGUACUUUGUAAUCGAACGAGGCGAGUUCGAACGUGGAGGAAAGUCGUCGAGUAAAAACGUCGAGGUUACCGUUCAAGUUUUAGACGAGUUUGGCAGGCCCAUCCAGAACUGCUUGUACGGAGCGUCGAACGUGGACGGAGUAACCCAGCACCAUUCGGUCGUCCUCUACCACAUGAACGGCCCUGUGUGGUACGAAAUGAUUAAAGUCUUGUUGUCCAUCGAAAAGUAUUACGGCGCCCAUUUGCGGCUCGAGUAUCGGCACUGCAGCACCAAAGAUAAGACGGAGAAGAGACUGAUCGGUUUCUCGUUCAUCCCGUUGAUGGACCGCGAUGGAACCGUCCUACCGGAUGGGCAACACCAACUGUUGGUUUACAAAGUGGAAGACUCUGCCCGCUUGAAAGAUCCGUCCGUCUCCUAUCUGCAGUUGCCCUACUCGGCGAAGCAGGUGCAGUCGGUCGCCGUUCAGGCCACGUCAUCCAUCGCCUCAUCGUCGCCGUCCUGUGCGUCGUUUCAGCGUAACGGCCGUGAGUCGGUCACGGUGGCUUUCUACCUUUGUUCCACCAAACUCACUCAAAACGCCAAUUUGCUGUCGUUGCUCAAAUGGAAAUCUCACCCGGAACGCAUUACCGAUACGCUCAACCUCGUCAUGCGUUUGAGAGGGGAGGAGCUAGUCAAGUUUCUCCAGGACGUGCUGGAUUCGCUCUUUGUCAUGUUCUCCGACGCCGAGGGAAAUGCAACCCCGCAUUCGGGCUUGGUCUUUGAAGUUCUGGUGAAUAUUCUGAGUUUGCUGGACGACAGUAAAUUCCAGCAUUUCAAGUCGGUGGUGGAUGCCUACAUUACCGAUCAUUUUUCGGCCGCUUUGGCCUACAAGGGUUUGCUGAGUUGCGUCCAGCAGUGCACCGACCGCGUUCAUUCCAGCAGCGAUUGCAAACACGAACCCAUUCAGCAGUGCUUCCGCGCUUUUGAGAUCCUCUUCAAAUUGGUCAUCCAGUCGCGCCGGCUCUACGCAAGGGCCAUGCUGGAAAAUCAGAAAGAGGACGAUUUCCGCCAGUUCCUUCAGUCCCUCUUUGCCACUUUCAACAAAGUCGCUUCGCUCUGCAGCGACGGGCUUGUCAAUACUCAAGUUGUCUUGCUGCGCAAUAUUUACACGGUGGUGGAACAGCUGAGCCAAAUUCUGAGUCAAGCGGAGGCAGCCAAAUUAUUGUCGUCGUUGAUUGACAGCCUUCCGAAAGAGCCCCAUCCGCUGAUAGCCACAGCCAGGAUGCAGCUCGUUCUCACCACCGUCAGAGGGCCACUGUUCACGGAAUCGUCAGCCGCUCGUGCCAUUUUACUGGCCACAAUCUGCCGCCAGCUGCGGCUCCAUUUGUCGCAGCCGUUGGUCACGUCGUUUUGCACGGAGACGCUGGGCCACAUGAUGAACUUCUAUCGAAACAUGAGCAUGGCCGACGACACGACAGAGGACAAUGUUUGGUACCGCGACGUGGAAACAAUCGCCUUAGCCACGUUGGCCGUUCUCAUCCAAGCCGUGCAAUCAGCGCAGAAAACGGAUUCCAAUGUGGGCCCACUGGUCGCUUGCUUGCUCAGCGUGUUGGAACUGCUUGAUCAGGGCCAUUACGAUCGCCUCUGGUCUGAAUUAUCGGAGCGCAAGCCGCUCAAGGAUUUUCUGUUGCAACUUUUCGCUGUGCUGCGGACGCUGGCCCGUCAAGGCGAGCACGUCUUCCCGUUCGAAUGGUCGACCAUGCAUUGCGUUGUCAACCGGGUCAUGCUUUCAGCCUUGGAUCAGAUGACGCAACCGCUGGUGGCCUAUUUUCUCGAUUGCGGAUGGUUUGACAGUCAGCUGUGGAGCAAUUAUUUUGACCUGGCCGUCUCGUUUUUGACGCAGCCCAGCUUGCAGCUGGAAAAGCGUACAGCCGGCCAACGAUUGAAAAUGGUCCGAGCUCAGGGCGGUGAUAUGCGAGUUCAAAUGGGAUUCCAAAUCCUUACCAUGUGGAAUGCUAUCGGUGAUUACAAGAUUCACUUUAUACCGUCGAUGGUUGGCCCGUUUCUGCAAGUUACCCUGGUACCAGAACCGACUUUACGCCGGGCUACUCUGCCCAUUUUCUUCGACAUGCUCGACUGCGAGCAUCGACACCGCGGCAAUUUCAAACAGGUCGAAUCAGAACUGAUUGAUAAAUUGGACGUCCUGGUGGGAGAGAAUAAGGGCGACGACAAUUACAAGGAACUUUUCAAUACCAUACUGCUGGAAAAGGUCAAAUCGUGCGACGUGACGUGGCAGAAACACGGCAAGGCAUUUAUCGGUUCCAUUACGCGGCUAUUGGAACGAUUGCUGGACUAUCGCAACGUCAUGGAAGGAGAAGAGAAUCGGGACAAACGAAUGAGCUGCACCUUUAAUCUAUUGAAUUUCUACAAAGACGAGGUUGAUCGCCGUGACAUGUAUCUGCGGUACAUCUACAAGUUGCACGACCUCCACUUGUCUGCCGACAAUUACACCGAAGCGGCCCUUACACUCCAGUUGCACGCCAGCCAAAUGGGCUGGUCCAGUCAGAUGAUGCCCGCCGACGGUCAUCACUCAUCGCAAAUGGAAUGGCAACGCAAAGAGCAACUGUACAUGAAAAGCAUCGCGUAUUUCGACCGCGGCAAAUGUUGGGAAAAAGGGAUCCCACUGUGCAAAGAGCUGGCAGAUUUCUACGAAACGCGGCUGUACGACUAUGGGAAGCUAUCACACAUCCUGCGGAUGCAGGCAGGUUUUUACGACCACAUCCUGACGCAGCUGAGACCCGAACCCGAGUACUUUCGCGUUGGCUUCUACGGCCAAGGGUUUCCGCUCUUCUUGCGAAAUCGCCUGUUCGUCUAUCGCGGCCUCGAAUACGAGCGCAUUGGUGCAUUCACUCAGAGACUCCAGACCGAGUUCCCCACUGCGCACAUAUUGACGAAGAACACGCCACCAGGUGACGCCAUUCUGACCUCCGAGGGCCAGCACAUUCAGAUCUGCAACGUGAAACCCGUGGCUGAGGAUCACCCCGUCUUUGACGCUGGACUCGUUGGGUUUCACGAGAAGAUACGCAGCUAUUACCGCGUCAACGACGUCCGUCGUUUUCAGUUGGACCGGCCCGUCCAUAAAGGACCCGUCGAUCGAGACAACGAGUUCAAGAGCCUUUGGAUUGAACGCACUUGGCUCGUCAGCGAGCACCCGUUACCGGGAAUUUUGCGAUGGUUUCAAGUGGUCGAUCGCCACGUCGAAGAAAUCGCUCCGGUUCAGUACGCGUGCGAGACCGUCAUGUCGGUCAAUCGCGAACUGCAGCAGUUGGCCUCGUUGCACGCGGCUGAACCCCGCCGCAACAUCAACCCGUUCAGCAUGCGGCUUCAAGGCGUGAUCGACGCCUGCGUCAUGGGCGGAAUCGCCAAGUACCAAGGCUUUUUCAAUUCCGAUUUCCUAGUCAGCCAUCCGACCCAUCUGGAACACGUCCUCCAGUUGCGCCAGUGUAUCGUCGAACAGGUGCGCAUCCUCGAAGCAGGUCUUACCCUUCACGGCAAACUGGCACCGCCGGAAGUCCAGCCACUCCACAAGAGGCUGGUCGAUUGCUUAGCGCAAAUGAAACAGCGUUUGAAAGAGUGGGGGUUUCCUUCACCGGAUACGGGCGCCCGCUACGCCAACAGUCAAACGCCGGCAGCUUUGGGCCAUCAUCACCGACGAGCCGAUAGCGACGCCGGAAUCGAGUACAGCCCCGCAAAGUUAAACAGCAGCAAUGCGUUGCUCAAUGCGUCAUUGUCGAUGGCUUCCGACCGAGUUAGAGCGCAGCGAUCUUUAAUGGCUGGCGGCGGCCCGCCGAGCAAUCGAUCCUCAAGCUCCAGCAGCAGUUUGUACGGCCAUCUAACAGUCGGCGAAGUGGGCAGCGAGGACGAGGAAGAUCUGUAUUGCAAGCCAUCAGAAAUCCUGGAGAAAUUGCAAGCGGCCAACACGGCCGCGUCUGUGCCACUUCAGCCUGUUCAUUCAACGAAUUCGACGACGCCGAGGUCAGCCGGCAGCGUCGCCACUGUUAGCCGAGCCAAAUCUCCGCGCUGGGCCAAUGAGUACAUAUUCUUCAGUCCAGCUUCGUUGCGAGAUUCCGGUUUCGGUACGGAUCGCGAUUCUUUGGCCUCCAAUAACCCCGUCCAUUCGUUGACGAUAACUAGGACGCCGCUGAGCAGCAAACUUCCUCCGACUAGCCUCACGCAGCAAUCUCGCCACACCCAUUCAUCGCCGAACGUACACGACACUGUCGAUUCGACUUUGAGCCGAACUCCGCCCCGUCAGAUCGCGCCACCUCUGCCUCCCAGAUCGUCGAAAUCGUCGUUCGACGAGUCGUUCAUGGGCGGCGAUUCUGCGUCUCCGCCUCCCAUCCAUCCGAAGAGAGUGCCAAAAAAAGGCCAGCCAGGAAUCCCGUCGUCACUUGUCAUGUCCCCAGAAGCGGGGGAAUCCGGUACGAUGCGGCAUCAUCGGCCACCUCCUGCCCCACCUCUGCCUCCUAAAUCUGGGUACACGGCGUCUCCGAUGUCGCCCACACCAGGAACAUUGGGCCUUCCGGUGACGGCUCCCCCGCCAGUACCCCCGCACGGUCGUCCAGCGAUAAACAACAGCACGUCAUUUUCAAAUCCGCUGGAUCUCGGAAGUGGAAGUGGCAGCCUGGUCGACGAAGUCUGUAGCUUGUUGGCAGCUUCCGGCUGCCGGAUGAUGUCCAAUGGCAGCAAUAAAAGCCCUAGUCCUCCCGCAUCAACCCCGCCACCUCUCCCAGUCCUUCCACCCCCUGACGAAUCACUCUACUCUGUAGAAACUGCUUGAAUGGUUUGCAGGCCGUGUGAGGUCGAUGCACCGUGCCGUGGUGUUAACAGGACGGAAUCUGCCGCACCAUCCCUCCCCCGACGUCUAUCCAAAGAAGAAAUUUCCUGCGUUGUGUAGAUCUUGUGUUUACCUUUAGGUUAUUAGCAUUAUUUUCAAAAUGACUAUACUCAUAUCAUAUAUUCCUUGACGUUCCGUAUCGGACCUUACGUCCUUUUUAGGUUCCAACGUGCGUAGUGCUGUGUCUAAUUAUUAUGCCCUAUCGAGUAUUAUUAAGGAAGAAUGUAAGUUCCUGUCCUUGUGUGUUGACAUAUCACAAUAUCUGAGUGUAGUCUUCCAUUUCUAUAUUCUCGGCAGUUACUUGAACAUCUGCAGAGUCAACGACUGAAGAGUUUCCUCAAAUAGCAUUCGCGUAUUUUUCUUGUAUUGUGGCGAAUUGGAUUUCGACAAAUCUGCAUGAACGAUAGACAACAAAGUCGGAUAUUUCAUGCAGUUCAAAGUUGAGAUUCAUUUAUAUCGUGACUUGAGAUCCAGUUGCGACUCACGUGUCCUAAACAGCUUAUUAUCAGAAAGAUUUUAUGUAGAUGUGCAUUUAGAAAUGUAGCUAAAUAAUUAAAAUAAACAAUGACAGCAAAUCUU
This is a messenger RNA of Daphnia magna, 7080 nucleotides long. RefSeq names its product dedicator of cytokinesis protein 3. Lineage: Eukaryota; Metazoa; Arthropoda; Branchiopoda; Diplostraca; Daphniidae. Gene Ontology annotation, cellular component: cytoplasm; plasma membrane. The record is from RefSeq and is a predicted model, not a curated record. Gene Ontology annotation, biological process: small GTPase-mediated signal transduction. Gene Ontology annotation, molecular function: small GTPase binding; guanyl-nucleotide exchange factor activity.